AUGGGAUCCAUUUCCAUUGAGCCACUGAGGCCUCGUUUAGUUUCAAGGGCCGAUUAUCUUAGGGCUCUAAUCCCCCUCGGGGGGAUUUCUAUGGACUCUCCCACACCACCGGGAGAUUACCAUGCCAGUUUGGUCAACAGGGGGAGGGGUGGAGAUCACGUCCAGAAAAAGUUGCAGUCGUCGGAGGGGGCCAAAACUUUGAUGCAGAUGGAAGAUCUGGAGAAGGAGGAGGGUGACGGUUGCGGUCCGUCGCCAUCGCUGGAGGGGAGCUUCGAUCUUGAGCACCGUAGGGAGGAGGUCAGGGGCAUCGCUUCGGUCGACGGCGCCUGUUGUUCACUCGUAUCGCUCGAGAUGGGGGUUUCCUUUCCGAUCUCUGGGGUCGUGGCGUUUCUUCCCGUGGAAGCGAUGUGGGUCGGGCAGGGCUACCUCUCGUACAGAUGCAUCCAAAUGUCGCGGCGGGUCUCCCGGGGCCAACUCAGUCCGAGGUUCUCUGGCCCGGGGAAAUAG
Triticum turgidum subsp. durum (durum wheat) is the source of this 507-nucleotide messenger RNA. The record is from the annotation of a GenBank genome assembly. NCBI's taxonomy places the organism in Eukaryota, Viridiplantae, Streptophyta, Magnoliopsida, Poales, Poaceae.